Neodiprion virginianus is the source of this 2328-nucleotide messenger RNA. Its product is annotated as ketohexokinase-like. The record is from RefSeq and is a predicted model, not a curated record. Bases 25 to 1215 code for a protein of 396 amino acids. Gene Ontology annotation, molecular function: ketohexokinase activity. Lineage: Eukaryota; Metazoa; Arthropoda; Insecta; Hymenoptera; Diprionidae. The transcript has 5 exons. Gene Ontology annotation, biological process: fructose metabolic process.
UUUUGUGCGUCCACAAAGAAGGAGAUGAUUUCAAGUUUUUACGAAAAGAUCGUGGGUACGUCGCCUCCACCUGAGCCCAAUGAACCUAAAAUACUUUGUGUCGGCCUGAUCUGCCUGGACAUUGUGCAAGUUUGCAAACAAUUCCCAGCUGAGGACAGCGAUCAGAGAUGCGUCGCGCACAGGUGGCAGCGCGGAGGAAAUGCUUCCAACAACUGCACCGUUCUAUCUGAAGCUGGGAAUUCGUGCGAGUUUUUGGGUACACUAAGCGCGGAGCAGCAUUUAAAUUUUUUACAAGAUGAUAUGCGCAAAUGUAAAAUAAACUUUGCACACUGCCCGACGGUGGAAGGAUUUGGCUGUCCAACUUCAACAGUCAUCCUGAGCCUUAAUUCGGGAAGUCGAACUAUUCUGCACUACAAUCCGAAUUUGCCAGAAUUGAGUUUGGAAAAUUUUGAGAAAUUAAAUUUGGAAGAAUAUAGUUGGAUUCAUUUUGAGGGAAGGAACGUGGGCACGGUUUUGUCUAUGAUCAAGCAUGUAGAGACGUACAAUAACUCGGUGAAAUUGGCUUCGAAGGACAUUAAAAAUCGUCUCGAUCCUGCACUUCCAAUGCCGAUCACUAUUAGCAUUGAGUUGGAAAAAUCUGACGAGCAGCUUUUGGACCUGCUGCCUUACGUAGACGUCACUUUCGUCGGCAGAACAUUUGCCCAAUUUAGAGGAUUUGACAAUAUGACCGAAACACUGAGAAGAAUAUCUCAGGAAGCCAAGUCCGGAGCAACCAUAAUUUGUGCAUGGGGCGACAGGGGUGCCAUGGCGCGUACGCCCGAUGGCCGAAUUGUCCAAUCACCUGCGUUCCCCCCACACAAGAUUAUUGACAGCCUCGGAGCUGGGGACACGUUUACCGCAGCGAUACUUUUUUAUCUGAACAGAGUCAAGCUACAGCCACCAUUGUCAAACAGAAACGACUCUGAUCUCGCAAGAAACACUAAAGGCGCAGAAGCCCAGUCAGAUCCGAAUACAGAGUUACAGUUGAACGAGGUGAAGCGUAAAAUAACACAAAAUUACAACAUCGAAAGCCUUGAAGUGAGUCUGACGGAGUUUAUAGAUUGCACUGUUUUGCAAAACGCCGUUACUUUUGCUUGCAAAGUUGCCGGGGCGAAAAUUGGGCUAACUGGUUACGAGGGACUUGGCAACGUUUUUAAAGAUCUCUUGAAAGAUUAACUUGACACCAAAGUUUACACGAUGCCAUGCGCACAAUAUGGGUGAAAGUACUUUUUUUAAUUUCUUUUGCACGGCAUCGUGCGUGGUAUACAGUAAAAUAGAUGCGCAAAGUGUUUAUCACUCUUUGUUGAAUUUUCAACUAAAUAUAGUUUAUAUAUUUAUAUAUCUGUGACAUAAAUACCGCAAGGAGAAAUAGAGAAAACCAUGCGGUUAGUUGGGCUGGUAGCAUAACUAUCGGUCCUUAGCUUAUCCAGCUGGGAAGUCAGUCAACUCAAUUCUCACGAAAUUCCGAGAGAUCGUACAAUUUAGCGAUAAUCUUACGUUAUAAAUCUGUGUUGUAAUGCACCCACGCGCGCAUGUACACGCACAAUGCUUGGUGAUGUGUAUAUACUUCCAUUGUUUCUUUAUAUACAUAUAUACAUACACACACACACAUAUAUAUAUAUAUAUAUAUAUAUAUAUAUAUAUAUUAAAUAAAAAAAAAUAAACGAUACAUAUGCCUUCGGCAAUUUCAUAAAUUCAUCUUAUACAUACGUAUACCUAUACUACACUUGGUUAUCGGAUAAUCCCUUAGCGUUGAAUGAUGAACAUUCUAAUUACUACUACUACUACUAUACAUCGAUUUACUACCAAGCACCGCGAGUGUUGGUAACUGUUUGGUGCUAGCAAACGAGAUUUUAAUUUUAAUUCGUUCAUUACGAAACUCUCACCGAUUUUCAUCUGUUUCUUGGCAGUAUGUUUGGAACUUGAAUAUUAUCAUUAAUCUCGAUCGUGCGUUGUCAUUUUACAACCAAUGCGUAGGUAUUAACAUGUAUAAAUAUGCAUUUUCAGAGCUUGCAAAAUUCGAAUACAUUCUUGAACCGUAUCAUUUCUCUACGCGUGUAAAAUUCGAACUUGCAUAAACGUCUGACGUACCGUCUGCAGACUUGGUACAAAGCUGACAAGACGUAUAAAAUAUUAUUUAAUAAUAAUCUUGAUACGUGUACACGAAUAUUUUCCUUAAAAAUAAAUUAACAAUCAUAUCUUUAUACGAGACAUUUAAGAUCAGUCUGCUUCAACACCGCUGUCCAGGAAGUCCCUCAGCAACAAUCCAACUUUGGUAGGGAAAUUCCU